UUCUCUGUUUACUUACUUUCGUUGGCGAUUUGAAAAAACUAGGGUUUCGUUUACUUCGUGAAAAUACAGAAUGGUGAAGAAGGGAGGUACGAAGAGAAAGCCUGUGAUGACGAAGAUUGCUAACAAAGCUUCUCGCGCUACUACUUUCACGAAACGCAGAGACGGUCUCUACAGCAAAGCGGCUCAGCUUUGUGUUAUCACCGACGCUCAAAUCGCUAUCCUUGCGACACCAUCUUCUUCAAACUCCAAUACUCCCUUCUUCUCGUUUGGUCACUCUUCUGUUGAGUCUGUGGUCUCCGCUUAUCUCUCUGGACAGAGACUUGCUCCUGUUUCAACGUGUGAUAAUACCAAAGCGACGCGAGAAGACCUAGGUAUAUGUAUGGCUCGCAAGGACCUAGGGUUAGGGUUUUGGUGGGACGAUGACAAGCUCGUCAACUCGAAUGAUUCGGAAGAGCUUAUGGAAGCGAUGGAGUCUAUGAAAGUACUACAGAGCCAUCUCAAGCGAUUGGAGGAUCAAACCCUAACAACAACAACAACAACGGUCGAUGAGGACAUGGUUGAGAUUUCACCUGAGUCGGAUGAAUGGAGCGAGAUGGAUCUUUUUAAACUCCUCCAAGAUUGUGAUUGUGAUUGUGAUGAUGUACCACCACUACAUGAUGUUGUUAGCAACACUGAAGAGGAUCACAAUGUAUCUGAGAAAACCUGCAACAACAACAACUUUGUAUCAUUACCUGAAUUGGAUGAAUGGAGCGAGAUGGUUCUUAAUCAACUACUGGAAGAUUGUGAUCAUGUACCAGAGCCACCUGUCUUUGGCAAUACUGACCAAGAAGAAGAGGAUCACAAUGUGUCUGAGAAAACCUGCAACAACUUUGUAUCAUUACCUGAAGCAGUAGUUGGAAGCCUGGAAGAAGAGGCGAUGAAUAUUGAUUGGGAUACUGUUUUUGCAUCCGGUGAGGAGCUUCUUAGUGAUGAGUAUAAGAUGUAUGUAUAGAAAGAAAGCUCGAUCUAAUGUAAAUCUUGUUUAGAGACUAUUUUCAUGUUAAUUUGAGGAGAAAACAGUUUCGUUUGUAUCC
This is a messenger RNA of Raphanus sativus (radish), 1073 nucleotides long. Its product is annotated as agamous-like MADS-box protein AGL97. The transcript has a single exon. The record is from RefSeq and is a predicted model, not a curated record. Gene Ontology annotation, biological process: positive regulation of transcription by RNA polymerase II. Gene Ontology annotation, molecular function: protein dimerization activity; DNA-binding transcription factor activity, RNA polymerase II-specific; RNA polymerase II cis-regulatory region sequence-specific DNA binding. The coding region runs from base 71 to 991 and encodes 306 amino acids. Lineage: Eukaryota; Viridiplantae; Streptophyta; Magnoliopsida; Brassicales; Brassicaceae.